Heterostelium album PN500 is the source of this 567-nucleotide messenger RNA. RefSeq lists its product as uncharacterized. Bases 1 to 567 code for a protein of 188 amino acids. NCBI's taxonomy places the organism in Eukaryota, Evosea, Eumycetozoa, Acytosteliales, Acytosteliaceae. The record is from RefSeq and is a predicted model, not a curated record. The transcript has 4 exons.
AUGAUCUUUAACGAUUCAUUAUAUUCAAUACCAUUCAGAGAGAAUAUGAUGAUUCAAAUGGAUUUGACUAAUAGAACGUUUACUGAAAACAAAAUCGACGUCGAUUAUGAAAUUAGACCAAUCUCUGCAUGUAAUGAUAACAAUGGAAAUAUCUUUAUUUACGAUAUUGAAAACAAACGAUUCAUCAAAUACGAUGUUGAAACCAAACAAUCAAUCUUAUUUCUCAUUGUAUCAUCAAUCUCAAGUUAUAUCUAUUCUUUGAUUGGUGUAGAUUCAGGUAAUUUCAAAUAUUCAAUCGAAGACAAUCAAUGGGAAACAUUCUUUAGAGAUGACAAAUUAGAAAGAGAAUAUUGUGGAUGUGCAGUAAGAUUUAAAGUAGAGGAAACAGGUGAAAAUGAUAAAACUUUUUUUGAUAGAAUAGUAUCUUCAUUUGCUCAAAUCUUACCUACAUUUUCUCCAGUUUCCUCUACUUUAAAUCUUACUGCACCUUUUGAUCAAAGUAGUUUGUGGACUCCUUGGUACAGAAUUAAUAUAUCCCUUGUUCGUACAAUCAUCAAACAACAGUAG